Messenger RNA from Ogataea parapolymorpha DL-1, 1425 nucleotides. RefSeq lists its product as uncharacterized. Bases 1 to 1425 code for a protein of 474 amino acids. Gene Ontology annotation, molecular function: protein binding. NCBI's taxonomy places the organism in Eukaryota, Fungi, Ascomycota, Pichiomycetes, Pichiales, Pichiaceae. The transcript has a single exon. The record is from RefSeq and is a predicted model, not a curated record.
AUGGAUUACGCUGUAUUGAGCGACCGGCAGCGGUCGGAGCUCAACAAAGCUGUGAUUCAGUACUUAGAUGGUAUUAUUAAUGAUUCGGCAGUUGUCAGCGAGCUUCGCUCAAGACUGGGCGUUUCGGCACAUAAGGAUUCAGAUACGAUACCUAAUAAUUACCUGGAGAAGAAAUGGGCCACCGUUGUUCGACUCCAGAAGCGAAUAUACGAUAUGGAGAAGGAGAUCAGCGAGUACAAGGAGCUGGUAGAUAACUACUCAGAAUUAUUGGAGGCAGCAGGCGGCAUGGAUAUUAGAAGAGACAAGUUGGAGUGGAUACCUAGCAGGGUGAAAGCGGUGUUGAAAUUGCACAAGGGAUCCGUUACUUGUGUCUCAAUACACCCUUUUGAGCCGGUGGUGGCUACUGGCUCUCAAGAUGGUACAAUUGCGUUCUGGAACCUGCUCGAUCUGACUGAACCUGAGCGUGUGAUCAGGAAUGCUCAUACACGGACUAUCAAUGCAUUGGAGUUUCAAAGCAGAGAAAAUACGGUCGAUUCAACCAAAAUGGUCCUUCUUGCAUCCUGCUCGUCAGACCUUCUCAUCAAGUUAUGGGACAGCAAGACAGGCCAACUAGUACGGGUGCUCACAGGCCAUGACCACUUGGUUUCUGGCCUGAAGUUUAAUCCGGCAGAUGAAAUGCAGCUGGUCAGCUGCUCGAGAGACCAGUCGGUUAAAAUCUGGGACGUCGUUUCUGGGUGGUGUUUGCGAACCAUAAAGGGGCAUUCUGACUGGGUUAGGAAGGUUGAUGUAAGUCCAAAUGGGGAGUAUAUUUUGAGUUGUUCGAACGACCAAUCUGUGAGACUUGCUCAUCUUGCUACUGGGGCGGGCAUUUCCCUAUGUUUGGGGAGUGAGCAAGUCAUUGAGGACUCGAUUUUUUUACCAGCAGAAACUAACAAGUAUAUCGAUCCGUUAGUGGAUAUCAAUGAUGAGACAUACGACAUCUUGGGAUACAAAUAUUGUGUUAGUGGAGGACGAGAUUGUAUGUUACGGAUCUGGAAGCUCAGAGUUCCAGAUCUGACGAAUCCGGAACGACCUUGUCCGUCUUCUAACCCCAAGGCUGUGCUUCUUCACGAGUUCAAAGCACACAGCUCUUGGAUACGAUCUUUUUCCAUGCAUCCUAACGGUUACUAUCUUGCAUCAUGUGGGGACGACAAACUCAUCAAAAUAUGGGAUUUCCGUACAUUGGCAUCCAGCGGGCAACUGGGCCAUGUCGCGCAACUUCGCGGCCACGAGAAUUUUGUGAAUGUCAUCGCAUUUGCCCCUCCAGUGGUAUCCGAGACGUCAAAAACAAACGACAAAAUCAAGAACAGAAAGCUACUCGAAAGUGGCAUCCGCUGCUACCUUGUGAGCGGGUCAGCAGACAACACAGCAAGAGUAUGGAUAUGA